UUUUUCUCCUACUUUAAACCUCAUUGUUGUUUUACACUCAUUUUUAGACUAUGGGAAUUUUUUUUAAAUGAGAAGGGGCUAUAGCAGUGUGUCCAACAGCUUAUUUUGACAUCUGUCUAGUUUUUCCUCUUGAUGUGAAUGUAGGUCAGUAAUCAUCUUACUAAGAAAUGGAUUAUUUAAGGAAAGGCUGGGUGCACUUUUUGAUAGAGAGAAUGCUUUUCUAUUUAAUCAUUUGGCUCUUGAUUUUCACAGCCUGAGUCUUGGAUGUGUGUGUGUGCACAAGUGCACAGAAGCUGGCUGCAGUUGUGACCAAAAGUAACUGUUUUGUAGCAUGUACCCAACUAUCUGGCACAGCUGAAUGGCUGCGUUGCUGAUAAAUCAAACGAAGGCUCUCCCGGAGAGCUGACUUGUGGAACCACUUUUGUUCAUCUCCGUUAAAACAUAACGCCUCCUUGGCUGAUGUCACCGCCUGUUAUUUUUAGCAGCUGCCGCCCGUGCCCCAGAAGGGUAUAACCACAAAAGAAUUUACUGAAUCCAGAGUCAGCUUUGGAAAGUGAAGCAAAGAGAGGAGAAAAGAGUGAGCCCUUUGGAGCUUCAGAAUCCUGUGAAAUGUCUGAGUGAGAUCCAGAAAAAGAAGGGGGUUAAAUGUUUCAUCACGCAGCUGGAGCCAGAGGCAAGUAAGGCUUGCCGUUCCAUAACUCCCACACAUUCCAGGAAAGUCUUAGAAGAGAAGAGAGGUGCACGGACAUUUCUCUGUUUGGCCACUGCAGCUAUGGACCUACGGACACAACUGGAGAGCACAACUGAGAGGAACUGGAAUAAAGAGAAGAUGGAGCUUCUGGAGCGCUUUGACAAUGAAAGGAAAGAGUGGGAAUGCCAGUGGAAGGUCAUGCAGAAGAAAAUAGAAGAGCUUUACCAGGAGGUAAAAUUAAGGCGUGAAAGCAAUAUGAAUGCCUCUGAGACUAAGGUCAUUCAUAGCAAGGCACAGCCACGGCCCAUACAUUCCCCCUCUUCAGUAUGGAGUGACACACCAGGACUGAACUCUUGUUCAGCAGACAAAGAGAGUUUGCUCGGCAAGGCAGAAAAGGAGAGCAAGGAUGCGAAAAACAAGGGAAGAAACCAUGCUUUUGCAAAUGAUACUCUGGCCUUUGAGAGUUACAAGGAAUUUGAAGAUUGCCCAGGCUUGAAAACAACCAAGAAUUACACACAGGAUCUCAAUAUUGCUCUUAAAGAACUUGCCAAAGUAAGCGAAGACUUGUGCAGCUACCAAGAAGAAAUCCGCAAGAAGUCCAACCACAAAAGAAAGAAGUUGUUUCCUUUCCUGGGAGAAUCUGCCAAAAUGGAAAACGCACUGAUCACGCAAGAGAUGAACCAUGUGCGUAACCAUGACCCACAAACAGUUUCAAUUGCAUUUGAUACAGAAGAGCAAAACAACAAGAAGAACUUGAUGGGCAUUAGCAGGUGUUCAAAGGAGAUGCCAUCGAGCGCUCUUGCUGGAGUUGAGAAAGCAGGCUUUUCCCCCUGGCAUAAAAGAGAAGGCCCUCCUGUUCCUCCAAGAAGCACUUCCCGGCACUUGGCCAGCUCUCUCGCACAGGUUUCUGAAGCAUUGGCAAAAGAAACAGGGCACAAAAGCAGUUGUGAGACCCAGGAGGACCAGGAAGAAAGUGCAUUGACUCGCCUGCCUUUUGCAAAGCAAUGUGAUGCUCCAAUGCCACUGACAAAUGAAUGGAAAUCUGUUAGUGGGCCUGCUGUGGCUACCACGGUACCCACUGAGAAAAGGGGUCAGUCCCUUGAAUGCAAGCUGCCUGCAGGGUUUUCUCACAACACUUGGUCUCAUGAUACAAGUAAGGUUGGGAAUAGUCCUAAAAAGGACUCUGCCUCACAUUCUGUCCAGAAGAGCUGUUCCGACGGAAAUAUGGUGCCACAGAAACAACAGCAUCCUAUACUGCAAAGCAGUGUGCAUUAUAGCAGUGACUUAUAUGUCCCUGUGUGCAACACCCUGGGUGAUUCUGGCUAUGGAACUGGAAAGACUCAACGAAAUGAAACGCUGCAGGCAAAAAUUGAUGAGUUCAACAGAACCGUGUUUCACGCAGAUAAAGGCCACAAGUGUGUGGAACGGAACCCAAUGGUGCCAGUGCUGUCUGGAGACCCCAAACCCCGCCCCAUAGUUCAGGACGGUGUGACCAGCAGGGCGCAAAAGGAAGAGCCAGCCUGUGUUCUGAAUCCCAGGCUCUCUUCAAGAAUGGAUGAGAAAGCCUCCAAGCCCAGCAAAAAUGCCAAAGCCACAGGGCAGCAGAGGCAGCUCAAUGGACUCCUAAGUGGCUACCAGCAGAUGCUCCAUGAACACGACUGGAAGCCAAGCAAUUUGUCUGGCCGCCCGCGAUCCGCAGACUCAAGAUCCAACUACGGGGUUGUCGAAAAGCUUCUGAAGAACUACGAAAAGUCAACCGCUGCAUGGAACUCAAAGCUCCACAAAGAGCGCUGGCUGCCGCCCAGUUCGGAAUUGGCGGGUGGCAGCUGCGAGAAAUUGGGCCACUAUUUUGAAAUCCUCCAGUCAGAUCAAGGGAAACAGGAGCAGCUGAAGAAUUCAACCCGGCACAUUGGGCUUUAUGCCAGGCAUGGCAAAGAGAAGCAGAAAUUUCCCGAGGUGUCUGUGCCAGCUGAGCAGUCAAAUGCGAAAGGCUUCUCUCGGCCAGCUCGGCCAGCAAACAGGCGUCUGCCGUCCAGGUGGGCCUCCAGGUCGCCAUCUGCCCCACCAGCUGUGAGAAGAGCUGCCUUGAAUGAACUUUCUUGAACUUCUGUUGCUGGAUCUCAGUGGCUCUAAAUUCAAGAAUGGAUCCGGUGCUGUUAUGAAAUCUCCAUAUGGACUCUCUUUUCCACGUUCCUGACCCCAACCAGAUCUGUGUAACCGUAUAUUGGUCAACAGUGACCUUGCCCUUGGACUUGUUGGAGGCACUGUUUCAAUUCUUAGACCAUCCUUCCACAGUCUUCAGUGUUUUUAUCAACUAGAUAAGGAUGCCCCUUCCUCAUGUGUAUAUAUAAUUUUAUAAUUCGCAGCCAUUUUUCCUUUGAAUGACAUAUGCCAAUAGUUAUCGCCUCAAUCUUUUUUUAAAAGAAAUUACAUGAUGUAUAAUCCUGUAUAUUCUGACUUUUCCCACAAAGAGCAGGAAGAAAUGCUAUAUGCAUGAUCAUGUGUUUGUAGGUGCAUGUGUUGAAAUAGGAAGCAUAACUGUAUUUAGGUGAGAGAAACUCAGUGCUGAUACUGAAAUAAUAACAUUCGUUUAUAUACUUGCAUAUACACAUAAAAAGUUUCUGUUUUAUUUUGAAAGUUCAGCAUAUAGCCCUGGCAAUAAUAAUAUUUUGUAUAUCUUUUACAGGUUUCACAGGUCUAGUAUUUGAUAUACAAAAACUAAGAAAUGCAUUUGGGGGGGGGGUAACUGUAGUGAAAGGCAUUUUAUGGUAUGUACCAGGAGCAGUUUAGUUCAGUGGAUCGAGUCCUCAUUAAUGCUUAUUUUAACAUCACUUCUUUAAACUUUACUAUGCUAGGCAUAUGUUUCAGAAUUAAAAACCUAGUAUUUACACUUAUGUUAGGCCUUUAUCAGUGCACAGACAUUCCGGAAAAUAAUGCUUGCGUUUACCGUUUGCUAUAACAUGACUCAGAGUCUGGAUUCUAAUAGAUUUGUUCAACCAGCCGGGUGUGUUGAACACACGAGAAAGAUUGAGAUGGAUAUCCAGACAACAGCUGCACUUACACCAUCAAAUCCUGACUUUAUAAAACCACACUAUGCUAGAGCUCUGUGCAGCUUGCUCCUGCCACUUGCUCCUCCCUUUAUGCAAACAAAGAAACAAGCCAGGAAGCAAUUGUUAAUGGCUUCUGAACAAGCCAUGAUUUAAAAGUUAUGAAUCUUGCUUGUUUGGAAGCCAUUAACAAGAGUUCCUGGGUCACAUAUAUGCAGAAACUCUGGUUGAUACUGUUUCCAGGCUUGUUUCCCUACUUGCUUGACGGCUGUGUACAGGUGCAUAGAAGCCAGGCAAAUCCUUGCUUUAAAAGCUUUAGGGCAGAACGAUACCUUCACUGGCUUCGGGGCUUCUAGUACAACUAAACCCACAUGUUGACAUGUUGGUUUCCCUGCUGACUGCUGUCAGCGAUGAGGAAUUGAGAUGAUGAAACACACACUGAUGCUGCCCAGACAUGCAGUAAGAUGAACUCCAUGACAUGAAGGAGAACAUGCCAGAGUGGCUGGGGCAACCCAGUCAGAUGGGCAGCAUAUUAUUAUUACAUUAUUAUUAUUAAACAUGAUGAGUGCAUGCUGGUUCUGCACACUUCCCCUUCCCCUGAAAUACUUGUAAUAAAAGUGUAGCUAAGUCAUAUUGACCAUUAAUGUUAGGAUGUUGGCAAGUGGCAGGGCUUAACCUAAGCUGUGCUUUUGAGCCAAUCCCCACUCCCUCCCCCAUUAUGAUUGUCCAGGCUCCAGUCAAAGUCUUAAGUCUAGCAAGAUGGAGUUAAACACUUUGUUUUAAAUGAAAGCAGAAUAAUUAUCAACCAAUGAAGUACUGGAGGGCUUAAGAGAGCUAAGGCAACUGCCACAUUCUGCUCCCAUGAGCGCUUAUGAGUGGCUCUCGGUUAUGAGGUUAGCUUUCAUUCUGGCAGAAGCCUGACAUGGAGUACAUAAAUAUUGCAUCAAGAUAGGAUUGCUGUGGUGCCAGAAAUCCUAGACUGAUGGCAUUAGAAGCAUGUAAUUGCCAUCAUCUGUCUCUAUGUUGUUGGCUGUUAAUAUGCUAUGUGCGUAGCCCAAUUUAUACACUCUUCCUAAGAGUCUGAAUGAAAUAUAGAUCCUCCUGAACUGCCUUGUUAAGUGUCUUAAAAAAAUGCUGCCUUCAUCGUCGUGAAUGUUCAUCUCUCCGAGAAUUUUGCAGGAGAAAUGAACAGCAACCUGUGUGGAAUACUAGGGUGAACAUAAUAUUUUUAAGGAAAUGGGUCAGUCCAAAAUAGUGACACUUGUCAUGAGAAAAGUCACACUACCCCACCUGAAGAAAAAGAAGAAAUCAAAAUUCUUUGCCACAUUAACCCAUCAACAGAUCAGACCCUAACAUUUUAUUGGAUUAAAAUAUUUAUCAUUGACUGUUCUGGCUAGGACUGCUGGGUAUUAUAGCUCCAACAACAACAUUUGGAGGGUUCUCCACCACUGAUUUAAAAGCUAAAAUGAUUCUGUUCUCACAGUGGCCACCCAGUUGCCAGCCAGAAGCCCACAAGCAGGAUAUGAGUGCAGGAGGAGUCCCCUCACUUAGGAUUUGCAGUAACAUGUUCGGAGGCAUACUGCCUCCAGCGGUGGAGAUAGCACAUCAAUAUUGCAACUAGUAGCCUUGUCCUCUACAAAUCUGUCUAAUCCUCUUGAAGCCACGACAUUUCAUGACAGUGAAUUCCAUGAUGUGGAGAAGUACUUUCUUUAGUCUGUCCUAAAUCUCGCCAACAUUCAGCUUCAUUGCAUGUUGCUGGGUUCUAGCAUUAGCAGAGAGGAAGAAAAACCUGUCCUUAUUCACUUUCUCCACACUAUGUGUCACCUUAUUGACUUCUAUCAGGUGUUCCACCCCCAUUUACUCAACUUUUUUUCUGUACUAAAAAGCCCCAAAUGAGUUGCUCUAGUCCCGUUGUCAUUUUGGUUGCCUUUCUCAGAAGCUUCUCCAGCUCUACAAAGCACAGAUCUGGCCUCAGGAUCUGUUGCUUAAAAGAAUCUCAGGUAAUAGGGGCCAGGAAAGGUUUCUUCUUGAGAACUGAAGAGACAGUACUGGUAUAUAUGGACCAAUAAUCUUACCUUGGUUUGAGGCAGCUUCAUAUGUUUAGCAGCUGAUGAAUGAGGGAACACUUACAGUCAAUAAUUGUGCGCACCUGCACCACUGCACUAUUAUUCCUCUUCCAAAUUACUUUUGUGUCACAGUGAUCCCACAGAUGAGCUGAUCUUGUCUGAAGGGGAAAACAUGUUGACUAUUCACUGUGCAGUUUUCUUUUUGACAGAAAAAUUCACAGAAUACUGUAGAAUUAUACCAAUUUUGGGCAUAAUAAGCAACGUAUGAUCUAGCUGAUUUGCCUUGUGAAUGAAUCAUGAUAAAAACUUUUUAAAAAUUGCCUGUGAGGUAUCUGUGAGGAUUCUCCCCCCCCAAAAAAAAUUGACAUGAGACUAAUCUACAGCAGCCAACUUAUUUCCUGACAAGUUUCCUGGCAUGCAAAAGUUCAAUAUUCCACUAGGCAUAUUGGGGGAAUCAUCACCUGAAUUUCUUCCUGACACAUUAAAAAAAAAAAAAGACUUGACGUGAGUUCCAAAAAAUGCAAAACAUACAACAUUUGAAAUAACACCAUAAAAGGAGCAACAUAUAAAAAAAACUCGCCCUACCCCAGGCAUCCCCAAACUGCGGCCUUCCAGAUGUUCUGGCCUACAACUCCCAUGAUCCCUAGCUAACAGGACCAGUGGUCAGAGAAGAGGGGAAUUGUAGUCCAAAACAUUUGGAGGGCCGAAAUUUGGGGGUGCCUACCCUACCCCAUAAAAACGGAUACAAUCAGCAUCCCCAAACUGCGGCCUUCCAGAUGUUCUGGCCUACAACUCCCAUGAUCCCUAGCUAACAGGACCAGUGGUCAGAGAAGAUGGGAAUUGUAGUCCAAAACAUUUGGAGGGCCGAAAUUUGGGGGUGCCUACCCUACCCCAUAAAAAUGGAUACAAUCAGCAUCAGCACAAGAAAGAGUCAAUAACCAAAGAUCACCAGAAAUAGAUAAUAACAAACACCCUAUGACAAAUGGCUGGGAGCAGAGGAAUGUCUUCAUCUGAUUCUUUUUUAAAAAAUUAAAAAUAGUAAUAUUGGUUCCAGGCAGGCCUCAGUGGGAAGAGUACUCCACAGGCAGGGAGCUACAAACGAAAAGGCCCCAUCCCUUGUUUGGCUGUAAGUUGCUUUGGAUUGCCCUGGGCAAGAUAAAGCAACUAACAUAUUUAAUAACUAAUAAUAAUAAUAAAUUAUUAUUAUUAUUAUUAUUAUUAUUAUUAUUAUUAUUAUUAUUAUUGCUGCUCUCCAAACCUGUCUCUGGGGUGGCAUCCGAAGGUGGGUCUCAGCUGUGGAGACUAAUGCAUAGGCAGGUUCAUGCCAGAAGAGAGGCUAUUGAAGGCAAAGACAGGGAAACCAUUUGGAAAUCUAUGUCGAUGCUUGAAUUCCUGUGAAAAAGGUUGCUGCACUCUUGUAUGAAGUAAAUCCUCCAGUUAACCGAUCUUGACUUAUCUUUUCAAAGCUCGUUCAUCAAAUGAUAGCAUGGUUGUUUAGUUUGCUUUUGAUUUCUGUCACUUUACCUAAUGACAGCUACAAUGUAAGAUUAAGGAAUGGUAGGUAGCAUCCCCUUGUAUAUAGAGCUAAUUAAGAUUGCAACCCUAUAUCCAAUUAUCCUGGAAAGUCCCAUUGAGCUCAGUGGUAUUUACUUACUGAACUACACCACAAGAAACCCUUGUGGUAAAUUAAUUUUAAAUCAAUCAAUGGCAAAUUGAAUAGGAUGUUCUCUUUUCCUCAAUUAAUUAAUGUAUAGUCCCUUUCUUGUUUAUUUUAGCAUUUAGAUAAGUACCUGGCAUUUGAAAUCAAUAUGCAGAUAAGUAGAUUGUUCAUUGGCUGUGUUGAUUUUAGAUGCUUCCACUAAGCCUGUUUAAAUGGAGCUGUCAUGGCAAACAGCAGCUGAUGGCUUGCAAGGGAAGCUUCAGUCUGAUCUGAUAGCUACAGCUCUUUUAAGCAGCAACGAUGGAAUGAAAUGUGUUAGCAGUUAAGUGUAUAAAGGAGGAUUGUGGCUGAAAUGUGUGCUGUACAGUUUCAAAUAUGCAUGCUAUCCUGCUGGGAAUUCCAAGGAAGCAACGCAAAUUAUUUCUGGGAGGACAUUUUCAGAGGUAAAGAAGACCACAGGCAAUAGUUUGAGACACAGAGGACCAUGGCAUUGGUGAUGGGUUCAGCAUCCCUUCCCAGAUUCCUGCGUUAGCCUUGCACCAACCAAUUCUGAGUUGAUUCCAUAAUCACAGGGUUAGGAAAAGAAGCUGGUGGUAGAAGGGAAAGGGAUUAGAUCAGGGAAGACCGAGGAUGUAAAGCAGUGUGGCAUGAAGGUCUACCAGUUACUAGUAAUUUGAACUAGAGUAAUUUCCUUUCCCAAGACCCUGUAGCAGCUUAAGUUAGUGGGGGGAAAUGUAACAAUUAGGCACUAUGGCCAUUCCGGCUGGAACUGAUGGAUUUGGUAGUUCAAUAUAUCUGGAGAGCACCUGCAUGGGGAGGGGGAUUCUAGACUCAAGACAGCAUUCUCCACUUUCCCAUCCUGUGUCUUGGUGCAGAUGUAUGCCCCUUUGAAAAUAAAAUAAGCCACAAACACA
Messenger RNA from Zootoca vivipara (common lizard), 8378 nucleotides. Lineage: Eukaryota; Metazoa; Chordata; Lepidosauria; Squamata; Lacertidae. The record is from RefSeq and is a predicted model, not a curated record.